Messenger RNA from Anguilla anguilla (European eel), 817 nucleotides. RefSeq names its product ubiquinol-cytochrome-c reductase complex assembly factor 3. Gene Ontology annotation, biological process: mitochondrial respiratory chain complex III assembly. The transcript has 2 exons. Bases 201 to 446 code for a protein of 81 amino acids. NCBI's taxonomy places the organism in Eukaryota, Metazoa, Chordata, Actinopteri, Anguilliformes, Anguillidae. The record is from RefSeq and is a predicted model, not a curated record.
UGGAUGGGCCAUCCCAUAAACAACGGAACGUCCUCGUCGAUUUAUGCUAUGUAUGCAUUAGUGAGUGAAAUUCUCGUGACUAAGGUCGCUCAUUCUGAUAGCAAGGCUGAUUUUGAUGUAGGCCUAGAUACUAUGAUUUUCUUUCCAGGAUCAUUUGUUCAGUCACCUUAGUUUCUCCCGGGCUGUGAAUAUUCUGAGACAUGAGUGGCAUGAGAACUAUUUUGACCACAUGGACACUGGUCGGAGUGGUCUGCAUAGGGUACGGAUUUUGGGCAGUCGUAUCGCCGAGCGAAGAAAGGAAGAGAGAGAUACUGAAGAAUCUACCCGAGGCCAACCCAGUGAAGAUGGAGGAGACGCGGAGGAGGAAUACAUUGAUCAUGCAGGCGCUGAAGGAGGCGGCAGAAACUAAAGACAAUAUCACCCGUGGAACUGGACCUCCAAAAUGAGAGCCUUAAAAUCAUGAUAAACGAUGAAUGUCAAGGCUGCACCUUAUUUUCAAGCUGGGUCAAGUCUUAAAAAAGCAGCUUUGUCUCUUUCAGUUACUGAAACAGUAAGUGAAUGGAAGUUAAGGCUUUGAAAUAAGAUCUUCAGUUAAGACUUGUUGAAACAAAUCAUCUAAAUAAAAAAGGUUCACUGACACAGAGAUGGCUGUCCUCUGUGAUAGAGGAAAGGCCGAGAUGAAAAGCAGGGCAGAGACAUACUGUACAAUGGUGCCUCAGUUUAUUUUCUCAGUAUUUCUGUCCUUUAUACUGUGAGGCAUUGAGUGUAAAUAUGUAGUUUACCUGUAAUUAAUAAAAAUGUACAAUUGUCAAAUUAA